This is a messenger RNA of Lampris incognitus (smalleye Pacific opah), 4209 nucleotides long. RefSeq names its product nitric oxide synthase 1 (neuronal) (gene nos1). The record is from RefSeq and is a predicted model, not a curated record. Gene Ontology annotation, biological process: nitric oxide biosynthetic process. NCBI's taxonomy places the organism in Eukaryota, Metazoa, Chordata, Actinopteri, Lampriformes, Lampridae. Gene Ontology annotation, molecular function: nitric-oxide synthase activity; flavin adenine dinucleotide binding; calmodulin binding.
AUGCAGGAGUCGGAGCCUACAGUGUGUCAGCUGCAGCCAAACAUCAUCUCAGUGCGCCUGUUCAAGAGAAAGGUGGGUGGCCUGGGCUUCCUGGUGAAGCAGAGGGUGUCCAAGCCACCCGUCAUUGUAUCGGACCUGAUCCGUGGUGGUGCAGCUGAAGAAUGCGGCCUGGUUCAGGUGGGCGACAUCGUGUUGGCUGUCAACAACAAGCCCCUGGUGGACCUCUCCUAUGAGCGGGCACUGGAGACCCUGAAGAACGUGUCGCCUGAGAGCCAUGCCGUGCUCAUCCUCCGAGGGCCCGAGGGUUUCACCACCCACCUGGAGACCACGCUUUCCGGAGAUGGCCGCCAGCGCACUGUGCGGGUCACCCGGCCUGCCCUUCCACCCUCAAAGUCCUACGAUCGCUGCUACCCGCUCAGCCCCGCGCAACAGCAGCUGCUUCAGGGCACCAAGGAGCCCCAGCUCAGGGCUAUCGAGAACCUUUCCUCUCCCUCCGUCACCCCCCUCCCGGCUCCAGAGGGGAGGGGGCAGGCACUGAUUGCGGCCCAGGACCCCCUGCUGAUGAGGGAGAGCGGUCGUGGGACGCUCCUCCUCAAUGGGGUUGAGGAGAACAAUGACUUGCUGAAGGAGAUCGAGCCAGUGCUGCGCCUCAUCAAAAACAGCAAAAAGGAGAUCAGCGGAGAAGGCCAGAAGACCGUGGACAGGAGGGACGCUGAGGUACAAGUGGACAGUCUCCCAGUCCAGGGCAGGACCACCCCUAACAAGUCGCUCCUGGGCAGCCCCUCCAAAUGCCCCCGUUUCAUGAAGGUGAAGAAUUGGGAGACUGGCACCAUCUACAAUGAUACACUCCUUCAAAACUGCAGCAAGAUGGCGAUCUGCAAUGAAAGUGUGUGUUCGGGCUCGAUUAUGAUGCCCAGCUUGCCCAGCCGUAAAUUGGACGAGGUUAGAACCAAUGAAGAGCUGCUCCUGCUGGCAACCGACUUCAUAGACCAAUACUACACCUCCAUUAAAAGGAAUGGCUCCAAGGCCCAUGUGGACAGGCUGGAGGAGGUGACCAAGGAGAUUGAGACGUCAGGAACGUACCAGCUAAAAGACACAGAACUGAUUUAUGGUGCCAAGCAUGCCUGGAGAAAUGCCGCCCGCUGCGUUGGGAGGAUCCAGUGGUCGAAAUUACAGGUUUUUGAUGCCAGGGACUGCACAACAGCCCACGGAAUGUACAACUACAUCUGCAACCACAUCAAAUAUGCCACAAACAAAGGAAACCUGAGAUCUGCCAUUACCAUAUUUCCUCAGAGGACAGAUGGUAAACAUGACUUCCGGGUAUGGAACACUCAGCUAAUUCGCUAUGCCGGCUACAAACAGCCUGAUGGACAGAUUUUGGGUGACCCCGCUAACGUUGAAUUCACUGAGAUCUGCAUACAACAAGGAUGGAAGGCUCCAAAGGGACGUUUUGAUGUCCUGCCUCUCUUGCUUCAAGCCAGCGGGAAUGACCCUGAGCUGUUUGAAAUUCCCGAAGACCUCAUCUUGGAGGUGCAGAUCACACAUCCCAAGUACGAGUGGUUCAAGGACCUCAACCUGAAGUGGUACAGCCUCCCAGCGGUCUCUAACAUGCUGCUGGAAAUUGGUGGACUGGAGUUCACCGGCUGUCCCUUCAGCGGCUGGUACAUGGGCACAGAGAUUGGAGUGAGGGAUUUCUGUGACAGCUCACGCUACAACAUCUUGGAGGAAGCAGCCAACAUGAUGGGCUUGGAUACCAGGAAGACCUCCUCCCUGUGGAAGGACAAAGCACUCGUGGAGAUCAACAUUGCAGUACUCCAUAGCUUUCAGUCAUCCAAAGUGACCAUCGUGGACCACCACUCGGCCACUGAGUCCUUCAUGAAACACAUGGAAAAUGAGUUCCGGGUUCGGGGGGGUUGUCCUGGGGACUGGGUAUGGAUUGUGCCCCCAAUGUCGGGAAGCAUUACACCAGUGUUUCACCAAGAGAUGCUAAAUUAUCGCCUCACCCCGUCCUUUGAGUACCAGUCGGAUCCUUGGAAUAGCCACGUAUGGAAAGGAGUUAAUGGAACACCGACCAAGAAAAGAGCCAUUGGAUUCAAGAAACUUGCCAAGGCUGUGAAAUUCUCCGCGAAGUUAAUGGGCCAAGCCAUGGCCAAGAGGGUGAAAGCCACCAUCCUGUUCGCCACAGAGACGGGCAAAUCACAAGACUAUGCCAAAACGCUCUGUGAAAUCUUCAAGCACGCCUUUGACGCAAAGGUGAUGUCCAUGGACGAAUACGACGUCGUCCACCUAGAGCAUGAGACACUGGUGUUGGUGGUGACCAGCACAUUUGGCAAUGGAGACCCACCUGAAAAUGGGGAGAAAUUUGGAGCCGCCUUGAUGGAGAUGCGUCACCCAACGUCAAACACAGAGGACAGGAAGAGCUACAAGGUCCGGUUCAACAGCGUUUCCUCCUACUCUGACACCCGCAAGUCCUCCAGCGAUGAGCCAGAGACUAGGGUCAACUUUGAGAGCACAGGACCACUCGCCAACGUUAGGUUCUCAGUGUUUGGCCUUGGCUCCAGGGCCUACCCACACUUCUGCGCCUUUGCCCACGCCGUGGACACGCUCUUCGAGGAGCUCGGGGGGGAGCGCAUCCUACGCAUGGGUGAGGGAGAUGAGCUGUGUGGCCAGGAGGAGUCCUUCAGAACCUGGGCCAAGAAGGUUUUUAAGGCUGCGUGUGACGUGUUCUGUGUUGGCGAUGACGUGAACAUUGAGAAGGCCAACGACUCGCUGAUCAGCAAUGACCGCAGCUGGAAGAAGAGCAAGUUCCGCCUGACUUACACGGCAGAGGCGCCGGCCCUCACAGACGGUACGGGUCGCAUUCAUAAGAAGAAAGUGUAUGGAGCGCAGAUGCUGGAAUCUCAAAACCUGCAAAGUCCCAAAUCCAAUCGCUCCACCAUAUUUGUGAGGCUGCACACAAAUAAUCAUGACAGCCUGAGAUACCAUCCCGGGGACCACCUGGGCAUCUUCACUGGCAACCACGAGGACCUGGUGACAGCUCUCAUAGACAAACUUGAAGAUGCACCGCCUGUUAAUCAGAUCAUCAGGGUGGAGUUCUUGGAGGAGAGGAACACUGCUUUAGGCGUUAUCAGUAACUGGACAGAUGAGACUCGUAUCCCCCCCUGCACCAUCUUCCAGGCCUUCCAGUACUUUCUUGACAUCACCACUCCACCCAGCCCUGUGCUGCUGCAGCAAUUUGCUGCCCUGGCAACUAAUGAGAAACAGAAGAAAAAACUGGAGAUCCUCAGUAAAGGCUUGCAGGAGUACGAGGAGUGGAAAUGGUACAACAACCCCACGCUGGUGGAGGUGCUGGAGGAGUUCCCAUCUAUCCAGAUGCCCUCCACCCUGCUGCUCACCCAGUUGCCCCUUCUACAGCCUCGCUACUACUCCAUCAGCUCCUCCCCAGAUCUUCACCCAGGGGAGAUCCACCUCACUGUGGCUGUGGUCUCCUACCGCACCAGAGAUGGAGAGGGCCCUAUCCACCACGGAGUGUGUUCCUCGUGGCUCAACAGGAUAGAGAAGGGCGAGAUGGUGCCCUGUUUUGUCAGAGGCGCACCGUUGUUUCAACUUCCAAAGGACCGCAAAGCCCCUUGUAUCCUGGUGGGUCCAGGGACGGGUAUCGCCCCCUUCAGAAGCUUCUGGCAACAGAAGCUGUAUGACUUUGAACACAAGGGGAUUGUGCCGUGCCCGAUGAUCCUGGUGUUUGGCUGCCGGCAGUCUCAGAUUGACCACAUCUAUAAGGAGGAGACCAUCCAGGCCAAGAACAAGCAGGUGUUCAAGGAGCUCUACACGACAUACUCCAGAGAGCCUGGCAAACCAAAGAAAUAUGUGCAGGAUGUGCUGCGUGAGCAGCUGUCGGAGACAGUGUACCAGUGCCUGAAGGAGGAGGGAGGACACAUGUACGUGUGCGGGGAUGUUACUAUGGCAGGCGACGUCCUCAAGACUGUCCAGCAGAUCAUCAAACUGCAGGGCAACAUGAGCCUGGAGGACGCCGGCUUCUUCAUCAGCAAGCUUCGAGAUGAGAAUCGCUAUCACGAGGACAUCUUCGGUGUGACCCUGCGUACCUACGAGGUCACAAACCGGCUUCGUUCGGAAUCCAUUGCAUACAUUGAGGAGAACAAAAAAGACCCAGAUGAGGUAUUCUGCUCGUAGGUCGUGACCAAUGCUUUC